Messenger RNA from Talaromyces amestolkiae, 2220 nucleotides. RefSeq lists its product as uncharacterized. Lineage: Eukaryota; Fungi; Ascomycota; Eurotiomycetes; Eurotiales; Trichocomaceae. Gene Ontology annotation, biological process: regulation of DNA-templated transcription. Gene Ontology annotation, cellular component: Rpd3L complex; Rpd3L-Expanded complex; nucleus. Bases 1 to 2220 code for a protein of 739 amino acids. The transcript is spliced from 2 exons. The record is from RefSeq and is a predicted model, not a curated record.
AUGCUCUCCGCCAUUAACUCCAUGUUCAGGAUGACGGAUGAUACGGAUGAUAGCGGUGGGGUGAUCUUUGAGGGUCCUUUUGACCCUGAUGCCCAGGCCACUGUCACAGACUUCAUUGAUUACACAGAGUAUCUACCAUCCGACCUCAUUCGCUCGUUAACAUUGAUCCGUGGACUGGAUGAAACAUACUUGGCUGCUACGCAAAAAGUUCACGAACUUACGAAGAUCUAUGGCCAACUUCCAGAAUUACCCGUUGAGUCCCGACGCAAUCCGCAAGAAUUACGCGAGCAGAUCUCCAUUCAUUUAAACCGCGCGAUCAACGCACGCGAAGCCUCAUACGCAGAGGCGUGUCGAAUAUACGACGUUGUUGACCGUCAUCACGAUCGCUUAGGAAAUAUCAAAAGGAAGCUUGAAUUACUACCCAAGCCGGCAUCUCGCGACGCCACUCCUCCCCCGAAGCGCUCCAAAGGCGGUCGAAAGGUGGAGAAGGGUGCGACUCGCCUUACGCUACGCGUCGACGGCCAGGUACCCGACAAAAAUGGUUUGCCGAAAUCGAGAAGUCGACGAUCGGUGAUUGCGGGCCUUGAUCCAGAUUCACCUAUUGCCAGCACGGAGCAGUCUGACAACGAAACCCCCAAGGCUCGAUCACGCCGUGGUGGACAUGUGACUCUUCCCGAGCAGGAGACUUUGCAGCCAAAGAAGGACAAGAAGCGCGCCAAACCACGAGUAGGAGGAGUGGGUACGAACGUGCACAGCUCUGUUGCAGGAAUAUCGACAAGCAACGCCCUCGCGCUACUGAAACCGCCCCCUGAAGGAGCCAAACUCGGUAGUGAGGAUCUGCCCUGGCUCCGACUUACCGACUGGGAGAUGACCAAGCUACGGAAGAAAAUGAAAAAGAACGCGAUAUGGCAGCCAAGCGAAAUUAUGAUCAAUCGUGAACUUGCGACAGGCGGAAGAGGCUGGGAAGGGUAUCGGGCAGCGAAAGCGAAAGCUCAGGCCACUGGAGAAGAACUUAUCGAUUGUGAUGAUAUCGAAAACACUUAUGUACCGGGAAAGCUUAUCCGCAAGAGCGAGGCGACUGCUGAUAUGUCUGCAGCAGAAGAGAUAAAAACCAGCAACCGCGGUAUGAUUCUAAAUGAGGCCAAACGACUGAAGCGAGAGAAUAUGGCUCSGGAGCAAGAAGCUGCAUCUGCAGCUGCGGCUGCGGCUGCGGCAGAAGCAGAGCUGGCCGCCAAACGGAUAAGUGAUAUCGGUUCUACCUUUAAGCGUUUGUUCUCUACGCAAGGCGAAAACGAUCAUGUCGCUGGUACAGAUUCCGCAAAAGCCAAUGGCGCGCCUGUUACCCCUGCAAAGGGUAGGGCGAAGACUACUCGAAAGAGAAAGGCGGAAGAGGACCCCUCUGUGGAAGGAUCUGAUCAGCCUACAUCAGCAAAACCGCCGUCCAAAAAGCGCAACACUGGCAAAAUUCUCUCGACGGAAGCGACAAGCGUUGCGGCAGAUUUGUCUCAACCUGUGUUGGAUACUACCACCAAGGUUCUUAAACCUUCAUCAUCUAGCCCCCCGCCGACCAGGGCACGAUCGGCCGCUUCUACAACUCUUGAAAAUGGUCCAGAAACAAUUUCUAUGACUCUCAAGGUCGCAGCGACCCCAACACCUCCAACAACUCGGCCAUCAUCGAGACGGCGUUCGGCGGCAACUUCUAUCGAGCCAGGGAGCGCGAUGAACGCGGCACUGAUGGGAGUUUCACGUGAACACCUCCGGCGCAAGAGUGUCACUCCAGCUUCUAAGACGCCAGGACCUGAUUCAGGCACUACCGCAGUAGGCACAGGCGCUCGCCGGAAGAAGCGGCCCGCGCCGGGACCUGUUUCUUCGAGUCUAGAGGGCGGAGCCACUCUCAGCCACGGCAAACGCAAAUCUAAACCCAAAAGACGGGCACCAGGCAAGGAAACAAUCAAGGGCGAGGAUUACCGGAUUGAUGAGGACGGUGUUUUGGAGAAGAUUGACCCGAAUGAGCCACGAUACUGUCUCUGCAAGGAUGUCAGUUUUGGCAUGAUGAUUAAUUGCGAGAACCCUGAUUGCGAAGGUGAAUGGUUCCAUCUCGAAUGCAUUGGCCUGAAAGAGCCGCCCAGUCGACGCGCAAAAUGGUUCUGUCCCGAGUGUCGCGUGAAGCUGAAGAAAGCGCCAGAUGGUAUAGAGCGAGUGGGCGGUGGACGGCGAUAA